GAUCGCUGUUUGUGGCUUUGCGCCUUCUCAUAUUCGCAAAUCAAUUCACCUGUUUUCCCCUAGUCUCUCAUUCCCAUUACCCAAUUUUCCAAAUGGCCUCUGCAGCAAAAUCCCUAGUCCAAACCCUCCGGCGGUACAUGAAGAAGCCGUGGGAAAUCACGGGCCCAUGUGCCGAUCCGGAGUACAGGUUGGCGGUGCCCAAAGCUACCGAGUACCGGGUCUUCUGCCCCGCCACUGUCCCCGAGAAAGCCAUCAUCCCCACCUCCCUUCCCGAGACUGUUUAUGAUAUCAAGUACUACUCCCGCGAUCAGCGCCGCAAUCGCCCACCUAUAAAACGCACCGUUUUGAAGAAGGCUGAUGUGGAGAAGAUGAUGAAGGAGAAAACUUUUGAUACCAGUGACUUCCCCAGGCCUUAUUUGACUGCGAAGGUUGUCGAGGAUGAUAAUGCAAUUGGUGGGGGCUACCAGAAAUGAAAAUUCGGGACGACGAGCUGUGAUAAAUAAGCAUCUGGCCACUCAUAAUUUUAAAGAAUGGUGUUUAGAAAGUCCGAUCUAGAGUACCCAAAUGUCUGUUUUCGGUUUCCAUUUGUCAUUUUUAAAUUGCACUGAAUCCAACGUUCUUAUAGUCCUUUCCUCUCUUUGAAAUGCUCAUCAUUCACUUCUGUUUGAAACAAGAGGAUUGUUGUAUUGAAUUGUAAUGCCGUGUCAGCUUGUCAGGUAUUAUUCUAAUAAUUAGCGGCAAACAUUAAUUUCUGCAUCCUCGCAUGCUUGUCGACAACUUGAAGUUUACCAUUUUGUAAGUAUUAUGUGUUUCCAUGAAA
Messenger RNA from Olea europaea var. sylvestris, 820 nucleotides. RefSeq lists its product as uncharacterized. The record is from RefSeq and is a predicted model, not a curated record. NCBI's taxonomy places the organism in Eukaryota, Viridiplantae, Streptophyta, Magnoliopsida, Lamiales, Oleaceae. The transcript has 2 exons. The coding region runs from base 93 to 473 and encodes 126 amino acids.